AUGCCGACGCGACCGGUCUUGUUCCGCAUCGCACGACUAGCGCAUACACCUCGAAACGCCUGCUUUGUCCGAGCCAACUUCCACUCAUACGAGCAUCCUCCCUCAGCGAAUUCGUUUGGCGAUGUGGAAAAUGCUAUUCUUUCAGCAGCCUAUCAGCAUGUACCGGAACACGGCUUCUCUCACCGUGCCUUGAGCCUCGGGGCGCGCGAUGCUGGUUACCUCGACAUCAGCCCUAGCGCCUUGUCGGAUGGCGUAUUCAGCCUAAUACGUUUUCACCUCGUCCGCCAGCGCUUAGACCUCGCCAAUAAAAGCAGACAAUUGUUUGAUACGAGCGAAGACAAUAUUUCGGGCCAGGGGGUUGGAUUCAAGAUAGCUGCAUUGGCGUGGGCCAGACUCGCGGCAAACAAGGACAUUAUCCACAAGUGGCAAGAGGUAUGA
Metarhizium album ARSEF 1941 is the source of this 438-nucleotide messenger RNA. RefSeq names its product ubiquinone biosynthesis protein COQ9 precursor. The record is from RefSeq and is a predicted model, not a curated record. Bases 1 to 438 code for a protein of 145 amino acids. Lineage: Eukaryota; Fungi; Ascomycota; Sordariomycetes; Hypocreales; Clavicipitaceae. The transcript has a single exon.